Molecule: messenger RNA, 690 nt
Organism: Cooperia oncophora
Lineage: Eukaryota; Metazoa; Nematoda; Chromadorea; Rhabditida; Trichostrongylidae
Source: the annotation of a GenBank genome assembly
AUGGGAGAUUCAGCUGGUGGAAAUCUCGUAGCUGCAAUUACACAACGACGUCGUGAUACGAAUGCAAAACCCGAUAUUCUCGGUCAAGUGCUACUGUACCCUCUACUUCAAUUGGCUGAUUUCCAGUCUAUCUCAUAUCGAUAUUUCUUCAAGCACCUUGAAGGGACUGCUCUUGUCGAUCCCGAAUCAGUUGUGUAUUAUUACAUGUUUUAUGUUGGCAUUGACAUGGAUAAGCACGGUGAUUUGGUAAAGUAUGUCCUGAGCAAUGGUCACAUUUCCCCACAAAUUCGUGAAAAAGUGGAUAAAAUUAUCGAUUACUCCUCAUUUUCUUACUUGAAUUAUGGAAACGAUUCGUUACCAGAGAGGGCGCCAGUGGUAUAUUCCGAAGAAGCGCAACGGCGUUUAGCUCCGUUCGUUGCUAAUCCAUAUGUUGCACCUUUGAUGCAAGAGGACAUGUCCCAUCUUCCCCCUGCAUUUGUAAUGACAUGUGAAUACGAUGUACUGAGAGACGAGGGGAUUUUAUAUGCCAAGCGUUUGAAGGAAGCUGGCGUGAAGGUAGAAGCUCGAAAUUACGUGAAUGGUUUCCAUGCAAUGCUGAAUUUUCAUCAUGAAAUUGAUGAAGCCGCAGAGUCUUUAAAAGACAUCGUCGCUUGGACGAAGAAGAUUAUCAUGUCUGCACAGAGUAACUAG